CGUGUUUAUAACUACUAUUUAUAAAUGUAUCCGAAUAUAAACACUGUAUAGUCUGUGAUGCGCUGUCAUUCAAUAUUUAAUUUCGUUUCAUACGCCUUGAAGCGCUUUUUUACGUUAAAUACAUAGUAAAAUAGUAUUUAAUUUUAAAUCCAUCAUGGAUGUCUUUUUAAUGAUUAGGCGAAAAAAAUUAACCAUCUUCACAGACGCUAAAGACACAACAACUGUGCUAGAACUGAAGAAGAUGAUUGAGGGCAUCCUGAAGGUCACCACACCGUGUCAGAUGCUGUUCAACAAGGACAGUCAGCUGAUGGAGGACGAGAAGACCCUGGCGGAAUACGGUCUGACGUCAGCCACGGCUAAGGCACAGUGUCCUGCCCCCAUUGGUCUUGCCUUGAGAAAAGAAAAUGGCGAAUUUGAGGCUCUCGACCUGACUCCAUACUCCUCGCCGCCCGACCUUCCCGAUGUGAUGAAAUCCCAGGAGACCAAUGGACAGGAACAGAUGGAUCAGCAUUAAACGACGAGGCUGCAAUGGACCGGACCGCGGACUAACACCGUGCGCUGCAACCCGACUCCGCGCGCAGCGACGCGACGUCAGCUAUAUUAUUAUUUUUGCAUAUGAACAUAUUUUGUUAAUAAUUUAUCAAUGAUUUGUGUCCGAUUUUAACGUUCUGUUAUGUCUACACAUAUCUUUGUAGUAUUUUUGUGACGCUUUGUACGAUGGAAUGUAGCGCUUUUUUGUACUUUGUUGCACUAAGAAAUUGUACCGCUUUUGUGACAGAUACGGUCGAUUAAUUUAUUAUUAGAUUCUUUUUUUAUUUUAUUUUUGUACAGAUGUCAGCACAUCGUCGUGUUAAAAUUUCAUUGCAAUUCAGCUUAUAUUACACGGUGACAUUAGGGUAUUUGGGGUAAUUUGAUGUGGUGAUUGUCUGUACUGAACCAGAUUCCAGAUAACGUGUCAGUAUGGAACAUCAAUCAUCGUCUAUUAAUAAUUUUUUAUCAUGCCAUCCUCCUCACACUUUUCUAUAUCCAUUGAAAUUGGUAGCCCGCCUCAUAGGGGCUGAAAUCGUCAGAUAUUGAGAUAUAGAUAGAAACUAUUACUGGUAUGAAAAUCUAAAUUGAUGGAUGAAGUUUGAUAUUCAUUAUUGAUACGUUAUAUGGUAAGAGGAAAAUUAUUCGAGAAAAUAAGAACAUAUUCUCAGAGUUAUCUGAAUGAUUGAAUGAAUGAUUUUAAUGAUUCAUUCAAAUGAUCUAUUAGUAAUGAUGUCCAAAAUUGUUGUAAACUAAAAUCCGGAGUAGAUUAUCGGUCUAGUUUCGGCGCCAAAACUAUUCGUUUGUUACUUUACAUUAGCGAUAUUAAACGGACAUUGUUUUAAGUAGACAUCGAUAGUGGGGACGCAGCUAAAUAAUAUCGAUUCGCGUCUCGACGCGUUCGUUCAGGCCAAACAGAAAAGUGACACUGAAACAAGAUCCUUAAUACCGUUGCCUAAAGUAUGUAUCAGAAAAUCGAACGAAAGCGGGGUGGAAUUUGUUCCGCGUUUAUAUUUUAGGCAUCACGUUACUCAAAUGAAAUUAAUUUAUUUUUAAUAAUACAACUUUGAAAUCAGAUUCAAAGCUCAAAUUUAAUUUUUAGAGCUCAUUUUUCAGUUUGGUCUGAACCCUUAGUUUUAAACCAUUAUUAACAAUUACGUGUUUUUUCAUCUCAUCGUAGAGUAAGCAGCGUCCAUUUGCACUAAACAAUUGUCGCUGUUACUAACGCUGCGUAAACAUUGAUCGCUUUAGCUUUACUUCGUAAUGGAGUUCUCACGCGUCAUUCAUACACUUUGGAACGAUUUUUUUUUUCAAUUAUCAAACAAACUUUGUAAACUUCGGCGAAAAUGUAAAGUUCUACAAAAAAUACGGGCAAAUAUUAAAAUUUAAUACACCACUUUUCAUUCACACUCGUGAACAAUCGGCAGCCAUUUUGCGUGAGCCGGCGCCAUUUUGCCUUUCAUUGAGAUAUUUGUCUAUUUUGUAUGUUUUUGUUAUCUCAAAUCGUUCUAAAGUUAAUAUAACAUAAUAAUAAUAUCUAAUAAUAGACACCCAUUUUCUCAUAACACUAUUUAGUCUGUUAACUGUGUCCAUAGUUAAAUUCUGGAAAAAAAGUUAUCCCCAUGUGACAUGUUCACAGAACUAUGUAUAGAUUUCUAUCUUAUAAAUAUAAUUUAAAAUACUUUCAUUAUUUAUAUGUACAUUUAAUGUAUUCAGUGUAUGUAUUGGUUGUGUGACUUAAAAGUUGUCUCAAUAUCAUUCAACGUUAAGUAUUUAGAGAAUUAGUUUGAAACUAAACACCCCUUGUAUUUAAUUUUUAAAUCUAAAAACAUUCUUGGUGUUGCCUUUUUAGCCGCUUGGUCUUAAUAAUAUUUUCGAUCUGAUUGUAAGAAAAUGGGUAUGCAUUAAUUUAAGUAACUUUUCGGACGAAUUUCAUACAUUAGCAAAAUUUAUUUAUUUUUGUUUUCUUCCUAUCAAUGCUACUUACAAAAAUCUACUCACAAAAACAAAUCAGAUUUGUAGUAAACACAAAACAAUUGUUCCAUAAUGCGGGCGUUCAGUUUAAGUUUGUAAGAUCUCGGCGCCAAUAUACGAUGUAGUGAACAGACUAUUUAGAAUCAUAGAUUAGCGCAGAAAAAUAUACCUUUUUUAAUACAAGGUAGCAAAACCAUUGCGUUACUUUGAACCGUACACACACACGUGUGCGUGUACACGGUAUGAAUACGAUUUAUUUAAAUUAAUGAUACGGUAUUUUACUGAAUAGUAUAGAAUGGAUAUACAUAGUUAGUAGCUAAUUUAAUAGGGGUAAUUAGGGGCUUUUAUAUUCGUAGAUUCGGACUACAUUUCUCUAACAUUCUUUUUGUGAAUAGAAUUUCUUAUGAAAUCGAAUUUCACGUAGUUCCUGAUCGAAGGAUUGCUAAUUGUUUUCUUUUUUUUUAUUUUUAUGUAAUGUUUUCUAUCGCACCUUUUUAAAUUAAGGUAUUCUGUAUAUUUUGGUUGGUAACUCGAUUUUUCAUCGAUAUAUCCAAUAUAUACGUUUACGGUGCGUUGGCGCGACUGGAUAAGUAGGGCUACAGCGAGGACGAGAUGGUUUCGCCAACAUUAUUGAAAUCAAUGAUUGGUAUGACUAAGGCGCGGGUACGCCAAAGCAACAUAAACCUGUUGCUACGCCAUCAACAUGUUUGAAUAAAAUAAAAUAAAUUUCUUAUUUUGACCAACAUGCUUGCCUACUAAAAGUUAAUUCUAAGACUUUUUAAAAAACUGUUAAAGCGAAGUCAAUUUGACAUUUGAGUUCCAGUCCUCGUGUCUUACUGCUCUCUACUCGCGCCAAUCGCGGUGCAACAACUAGUUAAUACGAUACAUAGUCACCGGAUAAAGAAAUGCUACCAAAUACAUUUUUCCUUUUUUAAAUUUAAUCCAAAAAAUAGUAGAAUAGUUGGGUAUUAAAUGGUAUUGCACUUUAAUGCACUAUAUAUAGGAUAGAGAAUCGAUAAGCCGUACGAUUAACCACUACCAUGGGUUUUGAACGAAUCAAGUUUUCGGAACUAUGUAAGGGAACUUUUUUUGAUCGAAAUAAUAUUUUUGCAGGCUUACCAUUUACUGGUCUAUGUUGUUAACAGUCAAAAUAUUUAGCAUUAAGUAUACAUAACUCAUGUAACAUUUGUAAUACAUGCCUUAUAAUAAUAUACAUAGGUGCCCUAAGUCCAGUUGUGGUCGACGUUGACAUAUUCCGUGGUAGUGGGCGACUUACUAGUCGAUAUGAAAUAUUCGUUCGGACCUCAACUCGCAAUAUACUCAAAUUUUAACUGGUACAAUUAUACUGUGAUUGUCCAUCUUCAAUUUAUUUAUUGUUUAAUAAAAUGUUGGGCGAUAUUAUCUAUGUCUCCUUGGAAGGUUUUGUGUACCAUUUUUAGAACAAUUCGAACAAAACCACAGGUUCCAUAGAGACUAGACCAAAAUAUUUGAUUUCAUGUGCAAAUAUGAAAAUCCACAAUGAACCAGCAGGAAAUAAAGCUGUUUUGAUUUGU
This is a messenger RNA of Plodia interpunctella (Indianmeal moth), 4055 nucleotides long. RefSeq names its product Elongin B (gene EloB). Gene Ontology annotation, cellular component: VCB complex; elongin complex. NCBI's taxonomy places the organism in Eukaryota, Metazoa, Arthropoda, Insecta, Lepidoptera, Pyralidae. The transcript has 5 exons. The record is from RefSeq and is a predicted model, not a curated record. Bases 155 to 514 code for a protein of 119 amino acids. Gene Ontology annotation, biological process: transcription elongation by RNA polymerase II. Gene Ontology annotation, molecular function: protein binding.